AGAGAAUGCCAGCAGCAUGGACCCCGAGCGGAACAUGCAGGCCAGGCCCGAAGAUGCCGGGCCGGUCCGAGAAUCAAAGGAGAAGAGCAGCAGCAGCUCGGUGCCCAGCAUCGCCGUCCGGCAUUUGAGCACGCCCAGCAGGGUCUUUUCCUGCUACGUCCUUGUUGCCGCCAUCUUUACGACUGCCGUCAUCGCCAUCGCCGCCACGAGUCUAUUCCUCAGAGGCUUUGACGGAAUGGUGGUAAUGAUCAGCGACCUACCAAAAGCCCCAGGGGCAGCAGCAGACAUGCCUAACCCGAUGACCGCCCUCGCCUCUGGGCCUCCCCAUACGCUCAGUACAGCGCUGCACUCCUCGCUUCUGGGGUUCGGACUUGGCCGGUACGAAUUCUCCAUCGACCCCCGCACCCACGUGCUCCGGCGCAGAGAACUGCAUGCCGCGGAGGUGCGCCAGCGCUUCGGCAACGACACGCGCGAGUCGGUACGCGAGAACCCCCAGCUGCGGAGGAUCCUGGACGACCCGAGCGGGGGAGAGUGGCAGGCCUACGACCAAGACGGGACGACGCGGUUCCUAACGGCGCCAGUGGUGGUGUCGAGCCCUGCCCUAUUCGCGCCUGGCUCUGGGGAUCCCUUGCGGCAUCACAUGCUGGCUCUAGAGUACGGCACCGGCGCUGUCCUGCAGGCAGUAUACCAUCCACAGAAGGGCAGCAGUAAAGGAACUCAAGAUCAGGAGGAGCUCUCAAAGGCGUGGGCGAGGCCGUGGGCGCAGGGGACCCCUGGUUCCUGGGCAUGGGACAGCGCCGGAGGCGGUCCGUUCGCGUGGCAGCCAACCAUCAGUCUCACGCGGAUGGUGGCCCCCACCGGUGCGGGUCAAGACUUUCUGGACGUCUUUGCAGUCACCGCCGACGGGGCACUGAUGAAGCGAUGCUAUACCGUCAACGACAGAAACGCCGGAGGGUGGCUCAGCGGCUGGGUCGAGCUCGGACGAGGUUUCGUCGGUGAGGUCAGUCUCGAGGCGAACUACUAUCUUCAGGACAAACGUCGCGGUUUGGUAGUCCAUGCCGUCGCCAUCAAGGGCGGAGAGUAUCAGCACGCCGUCGCGAAGGCUGGUCCCAGGCCUUGGGACGGGGAGUGGGACCGGCUCGGCCGGCCCGACGAAUGUCGAGAUCUUGCCCCUGACCAGCUCGGAUACCCCGUCGUUGUCGUCUGGGGACCCCUCGAGGCCGAAAUCAUCGUCGUCUGCGGAGGCAAGAUCAGACACAAGAUCCGGGACGCCGCUGGCCAGUGGUCGGCGAAAUGGGAGCCAUUCGGCAGAGGCGUAGACAGGCACGAUCGCGUUGAAGACAUGACCCUCGAGACACAUGGCCUGAGUUCGGACGGGUUCGUGUGGAAAACGCUCGCCGUGCAGGUCAAGGACUCGGACAAGGCAUACCAGAUACGGAGGGCCAAACCAGACGAUCCCUUCAAAGCCUGGCCUGGACUGCCAUCAGGAACCCUGAUGUUUCACUGGGAUGAUUGGAGGUCGUUCUAGUUCAGCAGGAGAGUACUACGCCAAGGAACCUACUACAAUGACAAACUGGAACAUGGCAGGUGUAGAACAUAGCACGUCAUCACGUGCUGGCGGAUGUUGAAGACAGGAGAAAGCAGAUCAUGUACUCGGCCAUGUGACUUUGCCUUUUCCCUUUGGCCUGGUGGAUUCUACUCUAUAGCAAGGCAAGAUUUCUUGCCAGCAAAUUGCAACAGUUCCUGCAGUGAACUGUGCUGGGAUCUACUCUUUGGGACCUGCUUUUAUGUUAUUCGAAGCGACCGUGCUUAUACGCGCCUAUAGUGGUGCUUGGGCGAUAUGGUUUUAAUUUGCUUUCUCGUUCAAGGGCAAUCAAUCCACAC
Molecule: messenger RNA, 1884 nt
Organism: Microdochium trichocladiopsis
Lineage: Eukaryota; Fungi; Ascomycota; Sordariomycetes; Xylariales; Microdochiaceae
Exons: 1
Coding region: 17-1528 (503 amino acids)
Source: RefSeq, a predicted model, not a curated record